CCGGGAGUCACCGCAUCGGACACGUCGAUCGCGAGCGAUGACGUCCACGAGCCAGCCAUGGGUGGAGAAAUACCGCCCGCGCAACAUCAACGACGUCGCACACCAGGAAGAGGUCGUCCGAACCCUCGAGAAGGCCCUCGAGACCGCGAACAUGCCCCACAUGCUCUUCUACGGGCCACCGGGCACCGGCAAGACCACCUGCGCGCUCGCCAUCUGCAGGCAGCUCUACGGCCCCGAACUCAUCAAGUCGCGCGUGCUCGAGCUCAACGCCUCCGACGAGCGCGGCAUCAGCGUGGUGCGCAACAAGAUCAAGGGGUUCGCGUCCACGGCCGUCGGACAGGGCGCCCCGGGGUACCCAUCACCGCCCUACAAGAUCCUCAUCCUCGACGAGGCUGACUCCAUGACAAACGACGCGCAAUCCGCGCUCCGUCGAACGAUGGAGACCUACUCCAAGGUGACGAGGUUCUUCAUCCUGUGCAACUACAUCUCGCGGAUCAUCGAACCCAUCGCGAGCCGGUGCGCCAAGUUCAGGUUCAAGCCCCUCGGCCACGAGGUCAUGGGCGACCGGCUCAAGUUCAUCGCGACCGCGGAGGGAUUGACCCUCGGCGAGGGAUGCUACGAGGCGUGCUCGACGCACUCCGGCGGGGACAUGCGCAAGGCCAUCACCCUGCUGCAGUCCGCCGCGAGGCUCUUCGGGACGGCGACCAUCACGGGGAAGGAGAUCACGGCGGUGGCGGGUGCCGUGGACGAGGAUCAGGUCGCGCAGGUGGUCGCGCUCUGCAAAACCAACCAGGUGGACGGCGCGAAUAGGAUAAUCGAGUCGAUCCUCAAGGACGGCUUCCCCGGCCUGCAGAUCAUCACGCAGUUCGCCGAGAGGGUCGUCGACGACGAGGGCGUGAGCGACGCGGUAAAGGGGAAGAUAUGCGCGAGGAUCGCGGAGGCGGAUAAGGCGCUGGUGGACGGGGCGGACGAGUCGCUACAGCUCAUGGCAAUCGUGUCAACCGCGUGCGUCGCGAUGAAGGCGUGAGCGGCGGAUCGUGCGUUUAAUAAAGAAUCACUCACUCGCGGUU
Micromonas commoda is the source of this 1070-nucleotide messenger RNA. RefSeq lists its product with no specific name. The coding region runs from base 38 to 1027 and encodes 329 amino acids. Gene Ontology annotation, biological process: DNA-templated DNA replication; DNA repair. Gene Ontology annotation, cellular component: nucleus; DNA replication factor C complex. The transcript has 2 exons. Lineage: Eukaryota; Viridiplantae; Chlorophyta; Mamiellophyceae; Mamiellales; Mamiellaceae. Gene Ontology annotation, molecular function: DNA binding; ATP hydrolysis activity; ATP binding. The record is from RefSeq and is a predicted model, not a curated record.